UUAAUGUUUAAAUGGAGCAGAAAAAAUAUUUAUCAUCGCUUUACUGCGUCUGGAUCCUUAUCAACUACGCUGUCUCUGAGGACUGGACUCGUCUCCACACCGAGGACGAUCUCUUCAGGAGUUUGUUUGGAGGCUACAGCAAGUGGACGCGUCCCGCUCGCAACGUCACCGACGUGGUCAUCGUCAAGUUCGGCCUCUCCAUCGCUCAGCUCAUAGAUGUGGAUGAAAAAAAUCAGAUGAUGACGACCAACGUUUGGCUGAAACAGGAGUGGACGGACUACAAGCUGCAGUGGACGCCGUCAGACUUCGACAACGUGACGUCCAUCAGAGUUCCCUCGGAGCUCAUCUGGGUGCCGGACAUCGUGCUCUACAACAAUGCAGAUGGCGAGUUCGCCGUCACCCACAUGACCAAAGCGCACCUCUUCCACACGGGUCGAGUCCGCUGGGUCCCGCCGGCCAUCUACAAGUCCUCCUGCUCCAUCGACGUCACCUUCUUCCCUUUCGACCAGCAGAGCUGCAAGAUGAAGUUUGGCUCGUGGACGUACGACCGCGCCAAGAUCGACCUGGAGCCCUUCGAGAACACGGUGGACCUGAAGAACUACUGGGAGAGCGGCGAGUGGGCGAUCGUCAACGCCGUGGGCACCUACAACAUCAAGAAAUACGACUGCUGCCGCGAGAUCUACCCCGACAUCACCUACUACUUUGUCAUCCGCCGCCUGCCGCUCUUCUACACCAUCAACCUCAUCAUCCCCUGCCUCCUCAUCUCCUGCCUCACGGUCCUCGUCUUCUACCUGCCGUCCGACUGCGGCGAGAAAAUCACGCUGUGCAUCUCCGUGCUGCUGUCGCUCACCGUCUUCCUGCUCCUCAUCACCGAGAUCAUCCCGUCCACGUCGCUGGUCAUCCCGCUCAUCGGCGAGUAUCUGCUCUUCACCAUGAUCUUCGUCACGCUGUCCAUCGUCAUCACCGUGUUCGCGCUGAACGUGCACCACCGCUCGUCGGCGACGCACAGGAUGCCGCGGUGGGUGCGGAGGUUGUUCCUGACGGCGGUGCCUCGUUGGCUGUGCAUGACGCGUCCGGUCCACAGGCGGCGUCACCUCGCUGAUAAGCUCCUCCCUCUCCGGACUCCAGGCCACUCCCACUUCACCUCCACGUGGAUCACUCAGGAGUCAGACGUAGAUCUCCACGGUUACGAGAACGACAACCUUUGCCACAGCAGCCACCGUCUGGACAUCCUGGACACGGGAGGUCAAAUGAAGUACUGCGACCUCCAUAGCUAUGAAGACGCAGACCAUGUCGGGGGAUCUGGGGUGAAGAUAGAUGGUCGACAGAGGAUUUCCUCCUUCUCGUCUCCUUCCGCUCGCUGUCUGGGUUACACCAUCCUCCCUCAGAGACCCUCCACCUUCAGCUUGGACUGGGACAACCCUCCUGUUGAGCAUGGUACGACCCAGAGCACACCGGCCUCCUUUCUGUCUCCUGCUGUGGUAUCGGCCCUCGAGGGGGUGACCUACAUCGCAGAGCAUCUCAGAGCUGAGGAUGCAGACUUCUCAGUAAAAGAGGACUGGAAGUACGUAGCCAUGGUUGUGGACCGGAUCUUCCUCUGGAUGUUCAUCAUCGUGUGUCUGCUCGGGACAUUCGGACUCUUCCUGCCCCCGUGGCUCUCUGGGAUGUUUUAGAAGCAAAGCGGAUAUUAAAACAGUGAUUUCAACUAUUUAAUUCCUAUGAAACAGUUUACAGGUUGAGUUGCAUGUUUGUUUUUGCAAAUAAACUGAAACUUUGUGCGGAUUAUCUUUUAUUUUAAAAUGUCACAGGUGUAAUUAAACAAGUCAAUUUGAAAUGCACUGCAAAAGUGCUGUGAUGUUUUAUCCACUAAAACUUUUGAGUAAAAUGAAU
This is a messenger RNA of Labrus mixtus (cuckoo wrasse), 1890 nucleotides long. Its product is annotated as neuronal acetylcholine receptor subunit alpha-2-like. Gene Ontology annotation, molecular function: acetylcholine-gated monoatomic cation-selective channel activity; transmembrane signaling receptor activity. Gene Ontology annotation, biological process: regulation of membrane potential; nervous system process; monoatomic ion transmembrane transport. Lineage: Eukaryota; Metazoa; Chordata; Actinopteri; Labriformes; Labridae. Bases 12 to 1673 code for a protein of 553 amino acids. Gene Ontology annotation, cellular component: synapse; neuron projection; postsynaptic membrane. The transcript has 8 exons. The record is from RefSeq and is a predicted model, not a curated record.